AUGCACUUCCAUCCCCACAAGCGCGGCGAGCGCAAGAUGACCGCUGCAGAAGCUCGACGAGGUGGAAAACCUGGCGACUUGGAUCCGCCCAUGGAGGUGCUGAAGACAAACUGGCUGCGAGAGGUGGACGAGAUCAUUGGGGACGACAACGAGCCGCUCUCCGACGACACGAGCAAUAUUUCUUUACCACCAGCUCCGCCUCACCCGCAACAGACACCCGCGCUGCCGAAGGUCGAAGCAAAGGCACCACCCACCCCAACAACACCUUCCACGCGGUCCAUGGCCAUUGAAAGCAUCGUGGACAAAGUAGAACCAUCUUGA
Molecule: messenger RNA, 321 nt
Organism: Parastagonospora nodorum SN15
Lineage: Eukaryota; Fungi; Ascomycota; Dothideomycetes; Pleosporales; Phaeosphaeriaceae
Exons: 1
Coding region: 1-321 (106 amino acids)
Source: RefSeq, a predicted model, not a curated record